AUGGGUGUCUUGGUGUCCCGUUUGUUCAAAAACCGUGAGAUGAGAAUCUUGAUGUUGGGGCUCGAUAACGCCGGCAAGACCACCAUUCUCUACAAGAUGAAGCUCGGCAAAACAUCCAAAACCGUGCCCACGGUCGGCUUCAACGUGGAAACCGUCAAGCACAGAAACAUAUCCUUCGCCGUGUGGGACUGUGGUGGGCAGGAGAGAAUCAGGCCGUUGUGGCGACACUACUUCACGGGCACAAACGCGCUUAUUUACGUGGUGGACUCGUCGGACUUGGACCGCUUGGACGAGUCGCGCGACGAGUUGAUGCGUGUGAUCUCCGACAAGGAGUUGGCCAGCUGCUUGUUGAUAGUCUUGGCCAACAAACAGGACGUGCCCGGGGCCAUCAAGCCCAAGGACUUGAUUGAGCGGUUCGACAUGAGCAGCCUCAGCGGCCAGCACACGUGGUCGGUGAUCCCCACCAUCGCCGUCGACGGCACCGGGCUCGGCGAGACGUUGAACUGGAUCUCCAGCCACUCCAAGUGA
Molecule: messenger RNA, 528 nt
Organism: Metschnikowia bicuspidata var. bicuspidata NRRL YB-4993
Lineage: Eukaryota; Fungi; Ascomycota; Pichiomycetes; Serinales; Metschnikowiaceae
Gene: ARF3
Product: Arf3p
Exons: 2
Coding region: 1-528 (175 amino acids)
Biological process (GO): vesicle-mediated transport; intracellular protein transport
Cellular component (GO): cytoplasm
Molecular function (GO): GTPase activity; GTP binding
Source: RefSeq, a predicted model, not a curated record